This is a messenger RNA of Misgurnus anguillicaudatus (oriental weatherfish), 3765 nucleotides long. Lineage: Eukaryota; Metazoa; Chordata; Actinopteri; Cypriniformes; Cobitidae. The record is from RefSeq and is a predicted model, not a curated record.
GAUCCAAAGAUGACGACAAAAUUGCACCUUCAUUUGAAGACGCAGCGUUUCUGAACAUCAUGGAACUAGGGUUUUACAAAGAUAAAGAUAACAGUUGGACAGCUCCCUUACCUUUUAAGACACCGAGACGCCACCAGCCCAACAACAAGGUUCAAGCUCUUAACCGUUUCAGAUCGCUGCAGCGGUCCUUUAACAGGAAACCAGAGCUGAAGGAGCACUUCUUCGCAUUUAUGCAAAAGAUAUUUCAAAAUGGACAUGCAGAAGAAGCCCCCCUGCUCGAACCUGAGGAGGAGUGCUGGUAUCUGCCUAUUUUUGGGGUGUAUCACCCUAAAAAACCUGGGCAGAUCAGAGCAGUCUUUGACUCAAGUGCUAAACACAACGGCGUUUCUCUUAAUGAUGUUCUCCUGACUGGUCCCGACCUUAAUAAUAACCUCCUGGGCGUGCUGCUUCGUUUCCGUCAGGACUCCAUUGCCAUCACAGCGGACAUCCAGCAGAUGUUCCACUGCUUCCUUGUCAGACCAGACCACAGGAACUUCUUACGUUUUCUGUGGUAUCAAGACAACGACUUUAACAAAGACAUCAAGGAAUAUAGAAUGCGCGUGCAUGUUUUUGGCAACAGUCCUUCACCGGCUGUUGCCAUCUUUGGAUUGAGGAAGACAGCACAAGAGGGAGAGGAGACCUUUGGAAGAGAUGUUAAAAGAUUCGUGGAGAGGAACUUCUACGUAGAUGAUGCAUUAAAAUCUCUACCUUCAGCUUCAGCUGCUAUCGAUCUGCUCAAAAGAGCACAGCAGAUGCUGGCAUGUUCCAACCUCAGGCUGCAUAAGAUAGCGUCGAACAAUGCAGAAGUCAUGGCAGCCUUCCCCUCAGACGACCAUGCCAGCAACCUAAAGGAUCUAGAUCCGGAAGCCGGUGAUCUCCCCAUGCAGCGAAGUUUAGGUGUCAGUUGGGAUCUGAAGAAUGACACAUUUACAUUUCAGGUGUCUGAUGAACACAAACCUUUUACACGACGUGGAGUCUUGUCAACCAUUAACAGCCUGUAUGACCCCUUGGGAUUUGUCGCCCCGAUCUUGUUGCAGGGGAAAGCCAUACUUCGAGAAUUAACAGUUGACUGUCAUGACUGGGACGCACCGCUACCUGCCGAGAAAGAGCAGCUAUGGACAGCAUGGAGAGGAUCACUCCAAGAGCUCAGAAACCUACAGAUACCUAGGUCCUAUACACAGGUUUCUCCAUCCACAGCCCAACGCAGAGAGCUCUGCAUUUUCUCGGAUGCAUCAGUGAAGUCAGUAGCAGCUGUGGCCUACUUAAGGCUCUUUGAUCAAGAUGGAAGCUGUCACGUAAGCUUUGUUCUUGGCAAAGCAAAACUAGCCCCUCGACCGGAAUUGACUAUUCCGCGGUUGGAACUAUGUGCUGCCGUGUUAGCAGUGGACAUCGCAGAGUUCAUUACUGCUGAGCUGGACAUUCAGCUAGAUGACAUCAGCUAUUUUACGGACAGUAAGGUAGUGUUGGGCUACAUCUACAAUGAAAAGCGCCGGUUCUAUGUCUUCGUGAACAACAGAGUGCAACGGAUAAGAAGGUUUUCCAGCCCCACACAAUGGCACUUUGUAUCAACGGACAAUAAUCCUGCUGAUCAUGCAACGAGAUUCAUCUCAGCAGCACGCCUCAAAGACACCAUGUGGCUCACAGGUCCAGCUUUCCUAUCGCAGCCCCAGCAAAUGCACAUCCGACAAGGCACCUUUGACCUAGUGAAUCCGGAACAGGACGUAGAUGUCCGCCUUCUUGUAUCUACUCUGAGCACUACUGUCAGGGAAAGACUGCUUGGGUCCCAACGGUUUUGUCGUUUCUCAAGCUGGAAGUCGCUCACCCGUGCCAUUUCAUGUCUUACCCAUAUAGUCCACCUCUACAAGAAGAAUACAGAAGGUUCUCGUGAUGGUUGCAAUGGAUGGCAUCACUGCGCCCAAGGUCACACGGUGGAGAUGCUCACCAAGGCCCAAAACACAAUCAUACGUACAGUUCAAGAGGAGACUUAUGCAAAAGAGCUGCAGUGUAUCAGGGAUCAAACAUCUCUUCCACAGGACAGUCUCAUCAGAGCUCUGAGCCCUUUCAUUGACACGGAUGGUCUCAUUAGAGUGGGUGGACGUAUCACAGAGGCUAGUUUGGGAUAUGAGGAGAAGCAACCUAUCAUAGUUCCUGGUCGCCACCACAUUGCCACUCUUCUUGUGCGCUAUUAUCAUGAACAGACUCAACAUCAGGGACGCCUCUUUACAGAGGGUGCCAUUCGUUCUGCAGGCUUGUGGAUUGUGGGUGGAAAAAGGUGUGUGAACAGUCUCAUUUUCAGAUGUGUCACUUGUCGUAGACUCCGUCGCACCUGCGAAACUCAGAAAAUGGCUGACUUACCUGACUGCCGCCUUAACAUGGAUCCUCCAUUUUCAUACGUGGGACUCGAUGUCUUUGGACCAUGGUCAGUCUCGUCACGACGCACACGGGGAGGUCAAGCAGACAGUAAAAGAUGGGCGGUCUUGUUCUGCUGUCUAAGCAUUCGUGCCAUCCACAUCGAAAUCAUCGAAUCUAUGGACACAUCUUCUUUUAUCAAUGCCUUGAGAAGGUUCAUCGCAAUUCGUGGACCGGUCAAACAGCUACGUUCAGACAGGGGAACCAACUUUGUCGGAGCCUGUCAUGAGCUAUUGAUUCCUUCCAACAUCAAUAAAAAAGUGGAGAGAUUUCUUACGGAUCAAGGUUGCAUGUGGGAGUUUAACCCCCCUCACGCCUCCCAUAUGGGCGGGGCCUGGGAAAGGAUGAUAGGGCUGACCCGCAAGAUCUUGGACUCAAUGUUCUUACAGCUGGGGUCUUCAAGAAUCACCCACGAGGUCCUAGUCACCUUGAUGGCUGAAGUGACAGCCAUUGUAAAUUCCAGACCGCUCGUACCAGUGUCUACAGAUCCAGAUGAUCCAUUUAUACUUACCCCUGCGACUCUGUUAACACAAAAAACUGGCCCCUCUCUUGCACCUCCAGGCGACUUCGAUGGCAAAGACUUGUACAGACGUCAGUGGAGACAGGUACAAAGUCUUGCCAACACCUUCUGGGACAAAUGGAGGAAACAAUACCUGUCCACUCUGCAGACGAGAAGGAAGUGGCAGUCUGACAAGCCAAAUCUCACUAAAGGGAGUUUAGUGCUCAUCAAAGUCAAUCAAGCCAAAAGAAACACAUGGCCUAUAGGGCGUAUCACAGAAGUGUUUCCCAGCAAGGAUGGCAGAGUUCGCAAAGUGGAAGUGAAGGUAGCACUUCCAGAUGGGGUUAAAGUGUACCUGAGGCCAGUUACAGAGUUGGUCCUCCUCUUACCAUCCGACGACUAGACUAUGCCUGCCCUUUCAGACAUGUAUGAUAGAUUAAUGUAUGAUAGAUUAAGUAAUGGUAUCCAGGGACACCAGACGGGGAGUGUUCUGUAUUAGUGUGUUCUGUGUUAAUGUGUUACUCCUCCUACUCCCCCUAGUGGAUACUAAAGAAAUUACAGUCACAUUUGUUCUGUGGCUUCUUUUAAUGACAUCAUCAGGAAGUGCCCAGUAAUGUCUUCAGUUAGCAGCUUCUGGUAUUUCAGAACCAGUCUAAGUCCAUCUGCUCACAUUUUAAGCUAUAAACGAGCAUCGUUGUUUUACCCUACUUUUGUCAUCAUAAAAGAAGUGAAUGAUUCAUCUUCGUCCAGUGUGGUGAUUAAAAGAGGAGUUAAACUAUCUGUCAAUUUACACAAAGGGCUGUAAUAAGGACGGAAUA